Acanthaster planci (crown-of-thorns starfish) is the source of this 6176-nucleotide messenger RNA. Its product is annotated as four and a half LIM domains protein 3-like. Gene Ontology annotation, molecular function: zinc ion binding. The record is from RefSeq and is a predicted model, not a curated record. Lineage: Eukaryota; Metazoa; Echinodermata; Asteroidea; Valvatida; Acanthasteridae.
CCGAACGUACCAUGCAUGCCACAUCGUGGAAGUCCGCGAUGUAGCUAUCAAUUAAAUGUAGUACGGUUUCACCUGUACGACGCUACUGUCAACCAACCCAAAGCCUGUCGAUCUAUUUAUUUACUUGAUACUCGGUAAAACGACUGAAUUAACUUAUAGAUUCGUGAUUGUGUCUUUUCUUCGACUGGCAAAACGUCAGUAGUUUAGACGAUCAUCACUUUUUUAACAGGUUGUUGGCAAAGUGAUACUAGGGGUGCUCGUCCUAUAUUAUUUCCGGAAUUGUGUAGAGAUACACGCGUCAGUGAGUUUUGUGCUCAGCGCGCGUCUGGUGGUCGGACGGGGCGCCACGUCGGACGUCAGACUCUCACUUCCAAACGGAAUUUAUCUCGGAAAAAUCCCUGAUUUCUACGACUUAAGUGCCUGUACCGGGCAAAUGGAAUUUGUCGAACAGUCUGUUUCGACUCUGGUAACUUUCAGGAGAGAUAACCUGCCGAAAUAGCAAAAGUUUAAGCGACCGACUGACAUCGGUCUGUGGAAUAUUAUUGGUUAAAAAGUGUUCUUGGUACCGGUAGAGAGCGACACGCCGUUGUUCGCGAGUGUGUAUCCCCGAGACAGAGGCCAAGUUUCCCCUUAGGAACCAACAUGGCAGACGGAGGCGGCAGUUUUCAAUCCUCAUCGUUUGCAGACAGAUUUCCGGCGACUAAGCGGCGCAAGAAAAAGGUCUUCCCGUACGAGGAGGUGGAUAAGGGCCAGCCAUGCCUGAGCUGCGGGGAUCGAUGCCUGGGCUUCACUCCACACAAGUGGAGGAGUACGUGCACGACGUGUGGCUGUCAGCGGGAUGACCACGACAUCAUCCACGACAACCUAGUGACGGUGCACGAGCGGCUGGGCGUGGACACCAAAGACCAGAACGAGCUCGUCCGCAGCAAAGAGCGGGCCCUGAGCCUGGGCUACUCGUGGGUGCCUCAGGGGCUUUCUCCGGCAAAGGUGGAAGACUUCAUGAAUUCCCUUCCCAACAACCAGGUGCCCCGGCUGCACACAGCCGGCCAGAAGUACCGGGACCGGCAGCUGAUCCUGCAGAUGCCCCGCCAGGACCUGGCGGAGGAGUUCUGCCGGCACAUCCUGGACGCCGCCUCCACUGAGUGCUUUUACCAGUUUGUAGAGCUGCGAGACGAGGUGGCCUUUGCCACUGGCCGGGUCAAGGACUACCUCAAGCAAGAUCAGGAGUGCUUCAAGUGCGGUGGUGAGAUCGAGGCUGGCGACAUGGGUGUCUAUGCCGACCUGCUGGAGGACGACUCGCUAUGCUGGCACCCGUUCUGCUUCACCUGCUACACCUGCGACGAACUACUGGUCGACUUAGCCUACUUCUGUAAAGACGGCCACAUCUUCUGUGAACGGCACUACGCGGAGCUGGUGCUGCCCCGGUGUAUCGCCUGCGAUGAGUUGAUCUUCUCCCAAGAGUACGUGCGUGCCAUGGACGGCUCCUUCCACCCCGGUCACUUCUGCUGCAACCACUGCGACAAGUCGCUGAGCGGUAUGAGCUACAUCCUACGGGAAAACAACCCCCACUGCAUCCCCUGCUACAACGACCUGUUUGCCAACACCUGCGCCGAAUGCAACCAGAAAAUUGGACACGACUCCAAGGACUUGUCCUUCAAGAAUCAGCACUACCAUGAGAGCUGCUUUGAGACUCGCUACACCUGCCACUUCUGCAAGGAGUCGCUGGCCGACAAGGCCUUUGGCAACUGGGACAACAAGAUGUGCUGCUCCACGUGCUAUGAGAAGCACCUGGCUAACAAGUGCCAGGCCUGCGGGGAGAUCCUCAAGCCUGGUGUGACGAGGCUCGGCUUCCAAGGCAAAGAGUGGCAUGACAAGUGCUUCCGCUGUAAGGUCUGCGACAAGCAGAUUGGCACGGGCAGCUUUGUACCCAAGGACUCAUCAGUCUACUGCACCAAAUGCUACGAGGACACCUUUGGUAUCAAGUGCACCGGCUGUGGACAGAUCAUCUCCAGCGGCGGUCUGUCCUACCAGAAGAAGCCCUGGCACCGGGACUGCUUCUGCUGUUCGGGCUGCUCCAAGUCGCUCUGGAACCAGCGCUUCACGCUGCGAGAUGAGAAGCGCUACUGCGCCGACUGCUACGGCGAGAAGUUUGCCCGCCGGUGCUCGGCCUGCCUGAAGCCCAUCGUCGUUGGCGGGGCAGCUUCAGGCGAUGCCACUUCUGGCCAAGGAAGCACGACAUAUGUCUGCUUUGAGGAUCGCAACUGGCACAACAGUUGCUUCAAAUGCCAGAAGUGCCAAGUGUCGCUGGUCAACGAGUGCUUUGUCAUGGACGGCCAGGACAUUGUCUGCCCCAACUGCGCCCAAGGCUGAUGGGAAAGACUGACACAGACAAACGAACCUGGAGGUUUACAUUUUGGCUGCAAUUUUCCUUAUUUUUUUAAUUUUUCUUCCCCAAGUUUGGGAUUGAAAGCCCUGCUCCUCAGAGUUUCUCCCAACCAAAACUCUAGAAUGUGUUUGGGAAAUGUACUAAUUAGAAAAAAACUAACCUUACAUGGACAAAUGUGUGGAACAGAAGAGCCGUGAAAGAUUGAAACUUUGCAACUUGCCACAAAUAGGCCACAACCAACCCUGUGUUGAAGUCCAAGCUGCACUACAUAGGAUACUAGACUAGAGCAAAUCAGUGGAAUGUGGUGGGGGGGUGAUGUCUAGUUGGAGCUAGAGCAGAACUUUUCUCAGAAUUGGUAAUCGUUGGUAAAAGCAAAGUGGUAUCUUUAAAUCCCCCCAUGUGGACACUCAGUGUUUGACAAUCCUGUACAUAGCCACUUUAAUGAAAGACUGAGAGAGUCUUAACUUCUCUCCAGAUGGCACCCUCUUGAGCACCAGUGGAUUAAUGGUGAAUUUGUGGACGUUCACCUGAUCUGAACUUUGGGAAAACGACAUUCGAUAUCCAUUCACUUGGCAGCUAUUUAUGGAAACUGAUGCUACACAGUUUCUUUGGUCAUUUAAUGCGUAAGAGAAAUUUAUGUGAGCAAUAGCCUUUGAGAUAGUUCUGGUGGUAUUAAAAAAAAAAUGGGGUCAUCUCAGCAGAGAUGUCGCACAUUAAAAUAAAUGUUCCAACAGGUUAGUUGGCCUCCGGUUUAAAUUUAGACUCAUUUGUGUGGCAGGCUGGUUUUAUCUUGUAAUCUUUUACCCAGGAUAUUUGACUUAAAGUUGAUUAGCUUGGCAGCUCUAAGAAAGUGCCCUGUGGGUUUGUUUGGUUUUUUUGUCAUGUUGAUUUUUCUCCCAGAUGAAAAGACUUGAAUAUGCAACGGAAUGAGAAUGCUGCUAAAGAAAGUAGUGUAAUUUAAUCUAAAUGAUAUUAAUAAUUGUUGGCUUUUCUACAUGUAUGUCAGAUCUACGCAACCCAUUCUGAGAACCACUCCAAGUUCGGCAAACAAUCAAGUGAUCAUAUGAAUGUAUUGAGUGAAAUGCUGUGGUUAAAACAAUGAACAAGAUAUUUAAAAUAUCUACUUCCUCACCCGUGUCUAAAUUCUGAAAUCUGCUGAACAAAAGAUAAAAAGACUUGUAUUUUGAAAAAAAAUGAAUGUAGCACUGAUCUGUAAUUUUUUGUGGACUGCUAAGGAAGUACUUUUAAAAUGUGCACAGGGUGGAAAGCCAGCACCAAUGUAAUUAAUGUGUUUUCCUAAAACAUUUUCAUUAGCGAUUGUUCCAUUUUACCAUAGACUAAUUGUACGUUUUUUUUAAUGUGGGAUUCAAAACUAUGUGCUCUUUUCCAGUUGUUGCUCGAAUUUGGUCUGUGGAAAUCCCUUGUUGGCAUUCAGUGAAGGACUUUUUUUCUGGUUUGUAUUUAUUGCCGCUCAGUGUUCCCAAAUGAACUUGUUAACAAGUAGUGUACAUAAUGUAGGGUAGGCCUGUAAUGUGUUUUAAUUAAAGAAACGUUUAUGCAACCUUUCUUUCAGUUAUGCAGGAACUCUACUUGUGAGGAUAUCAACCUCACUUUUGCUAGCGUUCCCUGGACAAUUCAAAUUGCACUUUAAAAGAAAGAAAAAUUCUCAAAAUUUGACUUUAAAAGAGUGUAGCAUGUCUGAAGUACUUCAAAAUCGUUCUUUAACCAAGUUUAAAUCUUGAAACACCAACCAUGUAUAAAAAUCCAGUACUUUAAGAUUUGAGAAAAACAUGAUUUGAAUGUUGCAAUCUCUCAUCAGAAAUGCGGAGUAUGUGGUAUUCAUAGGAAAUUAUUUCAUGAACAAGAACAAAAUCUAUCUAUCUGUCUAUCUUGUGGUGUCUUGUAUGAACAAGUGAUAAAGUCUGCAUAACAACUUAGAAAAGUGACUUCACGCCACACUAAAAAGUUUCAAUUGUUACCACUUUUACAGUACUUAAUUGAGGACUUCUUCCAAUUUUGUUAUUUCUGAGAUUUUGAUAAGUGAAUUAAGAGAAAACUGAUCAAGUUAAUUAUAAAUUGUUAUCAGAACCGUGAAAGGCACUUCUGCUGGUUUCGUUUACUCAACAAAGUAUAGCUUUCUUCCACAAAAGCGCAAAGAUAAAUGAUAAAUUAUGCAAAUUUCAUGAGCAAGAGGUCGUAUCAUUUGCAUAAUGUAUUAUUUUUGUUUAUAUGAGGAGUUUGUCAGAUAGAAAAUAUAAAGUGUUCCAUUUCACAGAAUUGCUUAGCCAUUUCUUCAAAACUGAGCAUGGUUGUCAACUAGAUGUAUCAUAAGCUGUAUUAUAUUGCCUGGUACCCACUUUUUGGUUUUGGUUUUGUUUUGUUUUAAAGAUAAGCCAGGUUUGCUUAACCAGUUUUAAAGCACUUCUGUGAAAUGGGUUGAAUGUUUAAUUUUUCUCUAUUUAACUAACAAGACACUUAAACAAGGCUGCCAGUGAUUCAACAGAAACAAAGAAAUUUGUUAAUUUGUUAGAAAAUCCUUUGAACUUAAAAACAUUUAUCUUUUAUUUUUUAGUUUUUUAAUGGAUUAUGUAAUUGACUGCUACUUUUUUGGCAGCUUGCAAAAGUGAUGUAGGCAAUAACAGUGUGCUUUAUAUUUAGUUUUUGCAAUUUUUGAAUUUGUUUCUGCUCUGAACGGUAAAGAUUUCCCCUCUGCAAUCAGCAGUCACCGGGUGGCCUACAGGGUUUGGCAAGAACAGGUAAAAUCUAAAAAAACCACAAAAGAAGUGUCACAAAAUAGAAUUGUCAUCAUUCACUGUUUGGUCGAGCUGAAUAUGAAACAAGUAUUGAAGAACGAAAUUACAUCAUUUCUGAUUUACCGCCAUGAACUUACGUCCUCUGAUUUGCCAAUCAAAAAAGGAAAAUCAGAUGGCAUAUGACAAGCGUUUUGCCAACCUCAUAUUAUCACUUUUUGGAAAGGGUAUUUCAGUCUUACCCACUACUUCUUUGUGAUUGUAAAAGACAAAGCUGGUGUCUUUAUUUUAUUGAGAGCAAUUCAGAUAUUAAAAUUCUUCAAUCUUUGACCGCAUCUUUACCGCACUAAAUUAGAUGUAUGUUUUUUGCCAUGUCAAGUUCUUUCAUACCCAAAUUGCAUAUAUUUGACACUAAAAAGAUUUUUAAUCUAUUCACUUCGGUUGCAGAAUUUUUAACAAGUUAACUUAUCUUUUAAAAUGUUACUUUUGAAGUAUAGGAUGCUAUUUUUGUUCCUUGCGUACAGAAUUAAUAUUACAAAGAAAAUAGAUAGCUAAGAAAAGACAUUGUCUGAAAUUUUCUCCCAUGGAAUGUGUCUUGAUGAAUAAGCAAAUAUGUAAAUUUUUGUGGUGAAUUAUGCAUGAGGUUUUUCCACGUAGAUGUAUUUCCUUUAUCUAGUACUGUAGCUUGGUCCUGCAAUUAUCAGUACUUUAGACAUCACUGAAAGAAAUUAGGCACAUUUUUAAAACUUGAAGAUGAGUGAUUUUGAAAUCGGUCAUGUUUACGUAAAACUCCUAGAUGCCAAAAUGUUCGUCUCAUUUAUCAAGUGAUAAAAAUGCACAGAUUUUUGGUAACGUCUGGUAUAUUGAGACGAGCAUUAAGUUGGCACUGUCAGAUGAACAAAGUGAAAUGACAGAUUUCUGCUGAAAAGUUUUUAUUGUUAUUAUCGGAUUAGUUUGAUAAUUUAGGUAAGGACUUUUUUGUGGACAGAAUAUUUUCCCUGGAUUUGGAAUUGCAAUAAAGAAUUGAGUGACAAUCACUA